Molecule: messenger RNA, 2113 nt
Organism: Harpegnathos saltator (Jerdon's jumping ant)
Lineage: Eukaryota; Metazoa; Arthropoda; Insecta; Hymenoptera; Formicidae
Product: small glutamine-rich tetratricopeptide repeat-containing protein alpha
Exons: 4
Coding region: 331-1218 (295 amino acids)
Biological process (GO): post-translational protein targeting to endoplasmic reticulum membrane
Cellular component (GO): membrane; TRC complex
Molecular function (GO): protein binding; molecular adaptor activity
Source: RefSeq, a predicted model, not a curated record
GUGCACGAACUACACUGAAGUUGUGACUUCCAAGUUCCAAGGUGCUACUUCGAAGUGCUACUUGCAUGCGCAAGAGAGCCGGAGGUUCUGUUUCUCUCUUUGCUGGUGCUCAGUUUCUUCUACCGUGACUUGAUCGUCGACAUCGUGAAAAAGGUGCGUUCUCGACACGAAGUCACUCCUUGCGACGUCUAAUUGCACGUGUUAUAAUGUAUUCGCGUCACCGUUCGCGACUCAUUCACGCGUCAGCUGUCACGAACACGACGUCGACCACCCGAAAAUUCGUUUGAUAAACUGCAUGAGACACCAAUAAAGUAUAUUUACUGAGCACUGAUGGCUGUCAAGGGACUAGUCGCAGCGAUCGUUCAGUUUCUGACCGAUCAGUUGCAGGAUGGAGAUAUGACAGCAGAUUCUCGUGAAAGUUUGGAAGUAGCAAUCCAAUGCCUGGAAAGUGCUUACAGUGUGCAAGCUUCUGAUGCUCCAACUAGCUUCAGUCUCUAUAAUGUUUAUAAGAAUGCAGUGGAAAAUGCUACUUUAGGUCCAGAAGCUACAGCAGAAGCUAAGGCUGAGGCAGAGAGAUUGAAGAAUGAAGGCAACACAUUGAUGAAGACAGAGAAACACCAAGAAGCACUUGCCAACUAUACAAAAGCAAUAGAGUUGGAUGGCCGCAAUGCAGUAUAUUACUGCAACAGAGCUGCUGUUCACAGUAAACUUGGUAAUCACACCUUAGCCAUCAAAGACUGUCACAUAGCGCUCUCCAUCGAUCCCUCAUACAGCAAGGCUUAUGGACGAUUAGGUUUAGCAUACUCUAGUUUGGACAAGCAUAAAGAAGCCAAGGAAAGUUAUGAAAAGGCACUUGCGAUGGAACCGGAUAAUGAGAGCUACCGGAAUAAUUUGCAAUUGACGGAGGAGAAAUUGGCGCAUUUAGGUGUUAAUCAGGCUCUGGUGGGCGGUCUACCUGGCAUGGAUCUGAGUGCCCUUCUGAGCAAUCCAGCUCUGAUGAACAUGGCUCGUCAGAUGUUGUCUGACCCAGCAAUGCAGAAUAUGAUGUGCAAUCUUAUGACAGGCAAUGUGGAGGAAGGUGGUCGCAUGGAAGCGCUCAUCGAAGCAGGUCAACAAUUGGCGCAGCAGAUGCAGAACGCGAAUCCUGAGCUGAUCGAGUCGCUGAGACGGCAAAUGGGCGGCAAUCCGAGCGAUCCGGACCCGUCGCAGCAGAAUUAAAAAGCAGAAAAGAAAAGGCAUACGACUGAUUGUGUGUGAUAGAGGUGGACAUUAACGUUAUGAACUUAUUAACUACGGCUGACUCUCCUUCUCGCUCGUGUAAUCACGGGACGGUGUGUCGCAUUGUCGUAUUCUAAAAAACUAAAAAAACGCCGCAAACGAGGCGAGACUCACGGCUUCAGUAAUCCUUUCUCCCGACAUCAUGUUUUGAGCGACGUAAUGCGCAUUACUAAAGAGUUCGUUAGAUCGUAAAUUGAUCAGCAAUUACACACGCGAGAGAUCGUGUCUUCUGGACCUUCAUGCGACUGCGUGCAAGCGAAUUGAUAACGGAUACACGCGUUUUUUUUUCUUUUUUUCUAAAUACCGUGACAAUUUGAGGUUUUAGCGCAAUGCGACAUGCAGUUUAACGCAACGUUAUCCUUAGGGCAUUGUUUUCUUAGCUUAAACGUUCGAACGCUGCGUCGCUUAUGCGAGACGCAUGUAAUGCAAUUAAUCGUUACUUUCGUCCCGUCAAUAACGUAACAACGUUUUACAUCGACAUCUAUAUAUACAUAUAUCGAGAGUAUAUUGGACCACAAAUGACACUUUAUCGUUUAUUAUACCCCGUUUAUUAUAUGAAUAUAAUUGAUAGUCGAGUACGCGAGAGGUUGAAGAUUCGCGAAAACGAGAGUGGUUGGGCAUGUACCGAACACUUGGUCGGCAUCAGAUAUUUUAGAGAUCGUGUACAUUGUAGAGGACGAUUCUGUCAGGAAUUACCUUUUAUAAACGCGUGAUCGAAUCGCAAAUGUUCAUUGAAGUACCGCGCGGGAACUUUCGCAUAUAGUAUGCUUAGUUCCUCGGCGCUCGAGAGGAGAGCGAUAUGCUAAGUCUCAGAGAAUAAAUGGCAUCGAGAGCA